AUGGCCGGCAACAACCUCCUCUCGCUCUUGGGGUGGUCGUUCCUCCCGAACCUCGUGACCGGCUGGCUGCAGACCAUCUACUACGGCCUCACGAUCCGCGCCGGCGACCCAAAGCCCGCGCCUGGCAGCGCGCGGCACGCCGAGCACCGCCGCCGCAUCCACAUCCUGGUCGUGUCGCUGUACCUGCUCUACACCAUCUACGAGGCCGACUACGAGCUGCAGCGCGCGUCCAACUACUACGCCGACCUGGGCGUCUCGGUCGGCGCCUCGGAGCGCGACGUCAAGUCGCGGUUCCGCCGUCUCGCGGCCCUGCACCACCCGGACAAGGUGGGCGCCAAUAACGGAGGAGGAGGUGGUGGUGAAGACGGCAAUGGCGGCGUGGGCGACUACUUCAUGCACCUCAAAGCCGCCUCCGACACGCUCACCGACCCCGCCCGCCGCUUCGCCUACGAGCGGUUCGGCCCCGACAUGCUCGAGUGGGAGCACUGCGUCACGAUCCGCGACUACGUCGCCCGCGGCGCGCAGCAAGUAAUACCAUAUUACGGCCUCGCCGCCGUCGCAAUGUGGGUGCUGGGCCUGCUGGGCUACCUGGACUGGGGGCGGUACUGGCGGUGGCUGACGCUGGCUUUGUUAUGUGUGUUCGAGCUGCACGCCGUGACGCGGCCGCACUUCCCGCGGCUCGUCGGGGUCGUGCUGAACCCGCUUCUUGAGCGCUUUACGAAUCAUGCGCCUUACUUGCCAUUUCAAAUCAUCGCGCUGGCGCGCAAGUUGAGCAUCACGCUGUAUAUCGCCUUCGGCCAGAUCGGGCCCUUACUGCAGAAACAGCAGCCACCGGGAGGCGGGCGGAGCAGCACCAAGACGGGCGAGAAGGCCCUCCUGGAAAACCUGGAGCGUCUGGAGCUGACGGCAAGGGGGAUGGAUGUUGAUGCCACAAGACUGAUGGAGCUGGAGAUGGCGCCGUUUGCGGGCGACGUCGAGGUCGUCGCCAGCAUGCGCUCCAAGCUGAAGGAGUGGCUCGUGCAGAACACGGUCCGCGCGGAUCCCAUGGUGCGCGAUGCGCUGGGCAGGUCGUUGCAGAAGAGGCGGGUUGAUGCGCCUGCGGGGGCUAGGGGGACGAAGUGA
Anthostomella pinea is the source of this 1122-nucleotide messenger RNA. The record is from the annotation of a GenBank genome assembly. NCBI's taxonomy places the organism in Eukaryota, Fungi, Ascomycota, Sordariomycetes, Xylariales, Xylariaceae.